This is a messenger RNA of Hydra vulgaris (swiftwater hydra), 1714 nucleotides long. RefSeq names its product serine/threonine-protein phosphatase 5. Lineage: Eukaryota; Metazoa; Cnidaria; Hydrozoa; Anthoathecata; Hydridae. Gene Ontology annotation, molecular function: protein binding; hydrolase activity. The record is from RefSeq and is a predicted model, not a curated record.
UUUUAGAACAUUACAUUACUUUAAAUAAAAUUAACCAUGGAAACUGUAAAUGGAAGUAUUGAUUCAAUAGCCCCUGAAGUAAAGAUUGAAGCAGAGAAACUUAAAGAUGAAGCAAACAACUUUUUUAGAGAUGGUAAGUAUGAUAAAUCUGUUGAAUUCUACACAAAAGCAAUAGAACUCAAUCCAUAUGUAGCAGCUUAUUAUGGUAAUAGGAGUUUUUCAAAUAUUAAGCUUGAAUGCUUUGGAUCUGCACUUGAAGAUGCAAAUCAGGCAAUCAAAAUUGAUCGAAAGUAUAUAAAAGGUUAUUAUAGACGUGCAUCUGCUUAUAUGGCUUUAGGAAAGUUCAAGUUAAGUUUAAAAGAUUAUGAAGCGGUUGCUAAAGCUUGUCCAAACGAUAAAGAUGCUCGUUUAAAAUACAAUGAAUGUAAAAAGAUAGUUCACCAGCAUGCAUUUGCAAAAGCUAUUAAAAUUGAUGAUCAGAAAUCAAUCAUUGAAAGCUUGGAUAUUGAGUCUAUGGCUAUUGAAUCAGAAUACACUGGCCCAAUUUUGAAGGAUGGAAAAACUGUUACAGUAGAGUUUAUGGAUGAGUUAAUUAUUCAACUCAAAGAUCAAAAGAAACUACAUAAAAAAUAUGCUUUUCAAAUUUUGAUAGAUAUUAAAUCUUAUUUCGAAAAACAACCAUCAUUGGUGGAAAUCAAUAUUCCUGAGAAUGAAAAACUUACAGUUUGUGGUGAUAUUCAUGGUCAGUUUUAUGAUUUACUUAAUAUCUUUAAAAUUAAUGGAUAUCCUUCAGAAAAAAAUCCUUAUCUUUUUAAUGGGGAUUUUGUUGAUCGUGGUUCAUUUUCUGUUGAAGUCAUCUUAGUUUUAUUUAGUUACAAGCUACUUUACCCAAAUCACUUUUUCAUGGCUAGAGGCAACCACGAAAGUGCCACCAUGAAUCAAAUGUAUGGGUUUGAGGGUGAAGUAAAAGAAAAAUAUUCUGCAAAGAUGGCAGAUUUAUUUACUGAAGUUUACAAUCUUCUUCCUUUGUCACAUUUAAUAAAUAAAAAAGUUCUGACUAUGCAUGGUGGACUGUUUAGCAACGAUAAUGUAACUCUAGAAGAUAUUAAAAACGUAGAUAGAAAUAGACAACCUCCAGACUCAGGAAUAAUGUGUGAAUUACUUUGGUCUGAUCCACAACCACAGAUGGGUAGAUCUCCAAGUAAACGAGGUGUUGGGUGCUCUUUUGGUCCAGAUGUAACAAAAGCAUUUUGUAAAAAAAAUAACUUAGAAUAUAUAAUUAGAAGUCAUGAAGUUAAACCAGAAGGUUAUGAAGUAAUGCAUGAUGGAAAAUGCAUAACUGUGUUUUCUGCACCAAAUUACUGUGAUCAAAUGGGAAAUAAAGGUGCAUUUAUUACCUUGAGAACUGAUCUAAAACCUGUUUUCACAACAUACGAAGCAGUGCCCCAUCCUGCAGUGAAACCCAUGGCUUAUGCUAAUAACAUGAUGUCCAUGUUUGGCCUAAUGUAACUUACUAGACAACAUGAAAAUGUGAUGGCGUGGAUCAAUUAAAUGUAAUGUAAUUAACUCAACUUGGUCAGAAUGAUGUUGAGAAAUAUUUCUCUGUUAGAGAAUAAUUGGAUUAAAAAAGUCUUUGUACUUGUUUCCAAAUUUUAACAUAAACUAUUUUGAUAUGUAUUGGUGUAUACUUUUUGAUAAAAUCUGCUUCUAGGAA